Aphidius gifuensis is the source of this 3791-nucleotide messenger RNA. It is a transcript of the gene mib1, whose product is annotated as E3 ubiquitin-protein ligase MIB1. Gene Ontology annotation, molecular function: protein binding; zinc ion binding; ubiquitin-protein transferase activity. The record is from RefSeq and is a predicted model, not a curated record. Gene Ontology annotation, cellular component: cytoplasm. Gene Ontology annotation, biological process: protein ubiquitination. The coding region runs from base 356 to 3571 and encodes 1071 amino acids. The transcript is spliced from 14 exons. Lineage: Eukaryota; Metazoa; Arthropoda; Insecta; Hymenoptera; Braconidae.
UAAUCAACCACUUGUUAAAUGAUAACAAGACUUGUCUCUCUACACAUGUUGUUUAUCUCUCUCUGUCUUUCUCAUUAACAACAACAAAGACCGACUUAUCCAUCAUUCACAAUAAUAAUUACAGAUGCUGUACAACUUGAAAAUAAAUAGUUUUUUUUUCCCAUUAAAAAAAAUAUACACUAUAGUAUAAUAAUAUGAUGAUAGCAUGUUUUGACAUCAGUCAUUUAAAAUGGCGGUAUUGUAAUCGCUCAUUGUGAAUAUUAGUUGUUUUUUUUUUUCUGUUUAUGAAAAUAUUUGUUAUUGUUAGACAUUGAUGAUAUAUAUUUUUAUGAUAAAUAAUAAUUAGUUAUAAAUAAUGGAAGCUGCUGGUACAAGUGGUGUUGCAAGAACAACAAAAUUUAUGAUGGAAGGAGUUGGUGCCAGGGUUAUUCGUGGUCCAGAAUGGAAAUGGGGAAAACAGGAUGGUGGUGAGGGACAUGUGGGUACUGUUAGAAAUUUUGAAUCACCAGAAGAAGUUGUUGUUGUUUGGGAUAAUGGUACUGCUGCAAAUUAUCGUUGUUCUGGAGCAUAUGAUUUGAGAAUUCUUGAUUCAGCAACAACUGGUGUUAAACAUGAUGGUACAAUGUGUGAUACAUGUCGUCAACAGCCAAUUUUUGGUAUUAGAUGGAAAUGUGCUGAUUGUGCUAAUCAUGAAUUAUGUUCAAUUUGUUAUCAUGGUGAUAAACAUCAUGUUAGACAUCGUUUUUAUCGUAUAUCAACACCAGGAAGUGAACGUGUACUUCUUGAACCAAGAAGAAAAAUUAAAAAGAUUGCAAUAAGAGGUAUAUUUCCUGGUGCUAGAGUUGUUAGAGGUGUUGAUUGGCAAUGGGAAGAUCAAGAUGGUGGAAAUGGUAGAAGAGGAAAAGUUAAUGAAAUACAAGAUUGGUCAGCAGCAAGUCCAAGAUCAGCUGCAUAUGUUGUUUGGGAUAAUGGAGCUAAAAAUUUAUAUCGUGUUGGUUUUGAAGGAAUGGCUGAUCUUAAAGUUGUUAAUGAUGCCAAAGGUCAAACAGUUUAUCGUGAUCAUUUACCAUUGUUGGGUGAACAAGGACCAGGAAGAACAGCUCCACAUGGUCUUCAAAUUGGUGAUCAGGUAAAUGUAGAUUUAGAAUUGGAAAUUGUUCAAUCACUUCAACAUGGACAUGGCAGUUGGACUGAUGGAAUGUUUGAGUGUUUGGGUACAACUGGAAUUGUCGUUAGUAUUGAUGAGGAUCAUGAUAUUGUUGUAUCAUAUCCAAGUGGAAAUAGAUGGACAUUUAAUCCUGCAGUUUUGUCAAAAGUACAAACACCAGCACCUGUUGCUACAACAUCAACAUCAACAGAUAAUCAUACAUUUGCUGUUGGUGAUGUUGUUCAAAUAUGUAAUGAUUUAGAAAAAAUUAAAUUACUUCAAAGAGCACAUGGAGAAUGGGCUGAAGCUAUGGUUCCAACACUUGGUAAAGUUGGAAGAGUUUUACAAAUAUAUCAUGAUGGUGAUUUAAAAGUUGAAGUAUGUAGAACAUCCUGGACAUAUAAUCCACAAGCUGUUAUCAAAGUUGCAAGUAGUGAUGGAAGUAUGCCAGGAAGUAGUAAUGGUGAACCACUGUCGGCACUUUUGAAAAAAUUAUUUGAAACCCAUGUGUCAGGUGAUGUUAAUGAAGAGCUUGUUAAAUCAUCAGCAAAUGGUGAUGCAUCAAAAUGUGAAGAUUGUUUAAAACGUCCUGAUGCUGAUGUAAAUGGAGUAUUUGCUGGACAUACUGCACUACAAGCAGCAAGUCACAAUGGACAUCUUGAAGUUAUUAAAAUUCUCUUGCGUUAUAAAUCUGACGUUGAAAUUGAAGAUAAAGAUGGUGAUCGUGCUGUACAUCAUGCAGCAUUUGGUGAUGAACCAGGUGUAAUGUCACUUGUAGCUGGUGCUGGAGCUGAUUUAAAUGCCAGAAAUAAAAGACGUCAAACAGCAUUACAUAUUGCUGUUAAUAAAGGACAUGCUGGUGUUGUAAAAAUACUUUUAGAACUUGGCUGUCAUCCGAGUCUUCAGGAUGCUGAAGGAGACACACCACUACAUGAUGCUAUAUCAAAAAAACGUGAUGACAUGUUGGCUGUUUUGUUGGAUCAUGCAGCAGACAUCACUCGCACAAAUAACACAGGAUUCAAUGCACUUCAUCAUGCAGCACUACGUGGAAAUCCAAGUGCAAUGAGAAUAUUAUUAUCAAAACUUUCACGUCCAUGGAUUGUUGAUGAAAAAAAAGACGAUGGUUAUACUGCACUUCAUCUUGCUGCUCUUAAUAAUCACGUUGAAGUUGCCGAGUUGUUGGCUAAAGUUGGUAAAGCUGAUCUGGAUCUUCAAAAUGUCAAUUUACAAACAGCACUUCAUCUUGCUGUUGAACGUCAACACACACAAAUUGUUAGGCUACUUGUACGUGAAGGAGCAAAUGUAAAUGUUGCUGAUAAAGAUGGUGAUACACCAUUGCAUGAAGCACUUCGACAUCACACUUUGUCACAACUUCGUCAAUUACAAGAUGUUCAGGAUGUUGGUAGAUUAUUAAUGGGUUUAGGAGCUCAAGGACAAGAUAAAAAAAGUAGUUCAUUUAUUGCAUGUUUUCUUGCUGCUCAUGGAGCUAAUUUAGAGCUAAAAAAUAAAAAAGGACAAACACCACUUGAUCUUUGUCCGGAUCCAAAUUUAUGUAAAACAUUGACAAAUUGUCAUAAAAAUAAAGAAUCACAUGAUAUUGAACCACUACCACCAACAUCACCAACACCACCAGCAGCAAUAGCACCAGCAACAGCAACAGUAACAACAACAGCAACAGUACCAGCAAUAGCAACAACAACAUCAACACCACCAGCAACAGCAACAACACCUGCAUCAGUUGAUGAAUGUUUAUUUUGUUCAGAUGGUAAACGUGAAGUACGUUUCAAUCCUUGUGGGCAUGUUGCUUGUUGCAAUACAUGUGCACCAAGAGUUAAAAAAUGUCUUAUUUGUCGUGAAAAUGUUGUUUCUAGAAUAAAGCUUGAAGAGUGUGGUGUAUGCUGUGAUCGUAAAAAUGGAGCACUACUUCGUCCAUUUGGCCACAUGUGUGCAUGCGAAACUUGUGCUACAUUGAUGAAAAAAUGUGUACAAUGUCGUGCACAAAUACAACGUGUGGUACCCAUGUCCAUAUGUUGUGCUAGUGGUGGUGAUGCUGCAUUUGCUAAAGCACAAAAUACUCCAGCAGAUUCAGCAAACUUGCAUGAUGCAAGUGCUGAAAUUGAAGCCAAAGUUGAUGAAGGAAGUGGACCGUUAAAUACAAUUGAAAAAACAAAUGAUAAAACAAAUGAUGGUGAAAAAACAAUUUUUAUGAAUAAUGGAAUAAAAGAUACUUCACACAGUAAAAUACAAAAACUUCAACAACAAUUGCAAGACAUUAAAGAACAGACAAUGUGUCCAGUUUGUUUGGAUCGACUGAAAAAUAUGAUAUUUUUGUGUGGCCAUGGAACUUGUCAAAUGUGUGGUGACAGAAUGUCAGAGUGUCCAAUUUGUCGUAAAGCUGUUGACAAAAGAAUUCUUCUUUAUUAAUUUGAUUUUUUUUUUUUUUAUAUCAAUUCUAUUUUUUUUUUUUAUAGAAAAAACAAAAAAAAAAAAUAUCUACCAUGCUGCGAUUUUUUAUUAAUAUUUUGAUUAUUUUCUACGUUCAGAAAUUGGUAGUUGAUAAUAUUCAUAUUGAUAUUAAAUAUUAUCAAUUUUCUAUUAUCGAAAAAAAAUUUAUUAAACGUUAUAAAUUUUUUUUUUCUUCUCU